This is a messenger RNA of Aspergillus puulaauensis, 417 nucleotides long. RefSeq lists its product as uncharacterized. Lineage: Eukaryota; Fungi; Ascomycota; Eurotiomycetes; Eurotiales; Aspergillaceae. The record is from RefSeq and is a predicted model, not a curated record. The transcript has a single exon. The coding region runs from base 1 to 417 and encodes 138 amino acids.
AUGAUCUAUCAGCAAAGCUUUGAAGCCAUCCAUCAAAUUCUCGGCAAGGAUCAGGCGCGUGCGUGGAAACAGACGCUGAAGACUUCAUUCCUUCAAAGCCACUGGCUCCUUCCCUAUCCACAUGGUCAUGGGUUCAUGCGCAAGUCCAAGGACACGGGGCAGGAGGUAUGGUGGUCUAGCGUGAAUUAUGGCUUGAAUGAACACUACCAGCAAUGGUAUGGUCGAUCCCAGCCUGGAAAGCUCUUACCGGCGGAGUAUAUUCAACACCAUCCUACUACCAGCUGGGGUCACUUCUAUCCCGAUCACCGGUACAUGGAGCGUGGCAUGGAACCGGAGAUGGAUCUUGUUCGGCUUUCUGACGGGGAUUUAUAUGAGAAGUUGGUACAGAUUGCCGAUCGCUUUUCCCAGAAUCCUUAG